GUGCCUUGUCUAUGGCGGUUGAGUAUCGGGUAACUGUGAAGUACUACGAAAGUAUUGUUCGAAUAAUAAAAUUUGUCUAAGAUAAGUAUAUUUUAUCAUUUUUAAAAAUUGACAAUGCGUAACGUAGAAAUAAAAGCAAAAAUUGAUAAUCCUGAUCUUAAAAUUUUACGCGUUAUGCAAUUAACUAAUCAUAACUGUAUCACAUUGAAACAACAUGAUAUUUUUUUCAAAGUUACGGAGGGAAGAUUAAAAUUACGAAAAUUCGAGGAUGGUUCAGGCGAAUUAAUUUACUACAAAAGAUUUAAUAAGUCUGGUCCGAAGCUUUGUGAUUAUCAAAAAGUAGCUUUGAGUGAACAUUCUUGUAGUGGCAUUGUAGAUAUUUUAUCUGCAUCUAAUGGUUGUAUAGGUACUGUAAAGAAGACUAGAAAAGUAUACAUGAUUGGUCAAACUCGUGUACAUAUUGAUGAUGUUGAAGGUUUAGGAAAUUUUUUGGAAUUAGAGGUAGUCUUGACUGAUGAACAGGACAUAGAAACUGGUGAGAUGAUUGCUAGGGAUUUGAUGUCUAAAUUAGAUAUAAAAAAUGAAGAUCUGAUAGCAAAUGCCUAUAUGGAUCUACUUAAUGAAUCUAUGAAUGGAACUACUAGUGAGUCUAUUAGUGAAGCUACUAAUGAAUCCAAAGAAUUUUAAUAAAAUGUAUAUUUUUUAUAAAAACGUGUAACGUACUAU
Frieseomelitta varia is the source of this 726-nucleotide messenger RNA. RefSeq lists its product as uncharacterized. Lineage: Eukaryota; Metazoa; Arthropoda; Insecta; Hymenoptera; Apidae. The record is from RefSeq and is a predicted model, not a curated record. Bases 115 to 687 code for a protein of 190 amino acids. The transcript is spliced from 3 exons.